AUGGGUGGCGGCGACCUCAACAUGAAAAAGUCGUGGCACCCGCUCCUCCAUGUCAACCAGGAGCGCGUAUGGAAGCAGGAGAAAAAGGCCCUCGAGGAGAGGAAAAAGCUCGAGGAACUCCGCCGCGAACGCCAGCAGGAGCGAGAGAUGCAGGAGCUACAGCGCCUCCAGGAAGAGGCCGGCGGCAAGAAGCGCCUAGACAAGAUCGACUGGAUGUACGCCACGCCCGCUGCCGCAAACGCCCCCUCGGCCAACGACCUCGAAGACUACCUCCUCGGCAAAAAGCGAGUCGACCAGAUGCUCCGCGGCGACGAGGCCCAAAAGGUCUCCAAGUCCGACACCUCGUCAUUCAUCUCGCUCCAGAACGCCAACACUGCCCGCGACACGGCCGCAAAGGUUAGAGAGGAUCCCAUGCUCGCCAUCAAGCAGCAGGAGCAAGCCGCCUACGAGGCCCUCCUCCGCGACCCCACCCGCCUCCGCCAGAUGCGCCAAAAGGCCGGGCUGCCCGACACGGCCGACCGCAAAGAGUCCAAAGAGGAGCGUAGGCGCAGGAAGGACGAGAAGCGCAGGCGCAGAGAGGAGCAGGCCGACCACCGUGGCCACGCCAGCAGCAGCAGCAGCCGGCAUCACCGAGACCGCGACGGCGAUAGAGACGACGAUCGACACGGCCACCACCGCUCCUCGCACCGCCACCGCCACGGCCACGGCCACGGCGGGUACGACGAUCGGGACCACGACCGGCGCGACGACUCGGGACGGCAUCCUUCGCGAGGGUGA
Molecule: messenger RNA, 777 nt
Organism: Pseudozyma flocculosa PF-1
Lineage: Eukaryota; Fungi; Basidiomycota; Ustilaginomycetes; Ustilaginales; Ustilaginaceae
Exons: 2
Coding region: 1-777 (258 amino acids)
Biological process (GO): mRNA splicing, via spliceosome
Cellular component (GO): U2-type spliceosomal complex
Source: RefSeq, a predicted model, not a curated record